CUCUCUCACUCACUCUCACUCUGUGUGCUGGAACAGGAGAAGGCGGGCGGUCCAGUAAGGAGACUAAUCACUGGGGCUCAUAAGGAGGGGGCCAGUGGAGAGGCUGUCCGCCGCUGCUGUAUGCCUGACCAUACAGCUGCUCUUUGUCCUCUCUCUCUCUCUCUCUCUCUGUGUCUUUAUCUCUCUCUCUGGCUCUCUCUCUCACUCGUCUGUCCGUCUGUUGACUCUCAACAUGGAGCCCAACAGCCCCAAGAAGAUCCAGUUUGCCGUCCCGCUCUUCCAGAGCCAUUUGGACCCUCAGGCAGCAGAACAUAUACGCAAGCGGAGGCCCACUCCAGCAACCCUAGUCAUCUAUAAUGACCCCAGCGCUUCAGAUGAUAAGCAGUCAGCGAGCAGUCAGGCAGAGACCCAGUCUGCCCAACUGUCUCCGGCCCAGAGGAAGACCAGCGUCUACACGCCGCCCACCAUGAGAGGCAGGGAACACUCCGACUCACAGAGAUCUGGCCAGGAGGAGAGUCUUCACCCUCAAAAGCUCUCCACACUUUCGGAGGAGCCGGCGGACGUCCUGCCCCGGCGCAAAGACACGCCUUACCAACAGCAGCCACCGUUCACCACAGGAGGGCAGAUGAUGAAGGGCCAGGCGGAGUCUUCCUCUGCGUUUCAGGAGGAUGAGGAGAGCUGCGGUGAGGAGAGAGAGGCGCAGGCCGAGUAACAAAUUAAUUCAUUUUUAAGGAAGUGAUUGAAAAUGUUUUGUUCUUAACGACUCCUGUUUUUGUCCUUUUUGGCCCACUGAGAGUUUUAAAUUUGGUAAUGGGCUUUGAUUUUUUCUCAGAUUUGAUUUUCUUUUAUUGUUUUUAAAGAUUGUUUCUUUAUGUCCACGGUUCAUGUUUUUUUUUUUUAUCCUAUCUUUUCAGAUUUUAUAUCCCUGUGAAUCAGAGGUGAUGAUGAGAAACGAGAUGUCACAGCUAUGCAUCACAGCAAUACACUAGAGAAAUGAACGAGUGAGGAACUAUGAUGAUUACACUAUUUUUGGUCAGUGUUCAGAACGAUCUGUGGCAGAUGCAGUAUUUUUGUAGUCCUGGCUGUUUUGUAUUGAGAAGAGGCCGCAGCUCGAGGCAGAUUUAAAGCUCCAUAUCUACACCAGCAUGGCCUUUUACACAAUGUUAGAUCAGUUUAUAAUCCAAAAACAAACAGAAAGAAAUAUAUACUUGCUACUAUUUGUGUUAAAACUUUAUUUGAGGUGUAACAGAGCAAACCUUUAGAGGCUGAGGAAACCAACUGUUGCUUAAAAUGGUCACUUUUGUUUUGAACUGAAGUGGUGGUUCCACCAAUGUUUCAGAAAGUACAUCAUUUAAUGGUUAAGAUGUAAACAAAGUCAUUCAGAUUGAUUUGUCUCUGUUCUAGAGAAACUUGAAUGGCAGUAAAUGGAACAAGACUUUUGUUAAGUUUCAUGCAUCUAAAAGCUCCCUCACAGAUGAUGAAAAUGUUAUGAUUACACCGCCUGAUGUCUAAGAUGUGAUAUUACAAUAGUUCUGAGAAAGUUUUGGCCUAAAAUAUAUUUUUAAACAGUCAUGUAUGAUAUCUAAAAAUAAUUAGCAUGAUAUUUGCUAGUUAAAAAAUCAUGAUUAUUGAUUAUAUCACCACCUCCAAACAAUACACACGUUCUGCUGAAGCUUUUUGUACUUUCUAUUAUAUUUUUGGUUUAUAUUCUUUUAAAAACCUUAAAAAUCACAUAUUAAAUAAUACAAUACUGAGUAACUCAACAUCUUUUGAAAACUACUGUAAAACUACACCUGUCAUUUUAAUAGAUCUUACUUAAAUAAACGUGCACUCUUGAGCUCCUUCUGGUGUGGAUUCACUCUAGAAUUUAGCUAUAGAUGCCUUUGGAAAAGCAUGAAUAAUUAUAUUUUUAUAAUUUAUGACUCAUAUAUAACUAAUAUAUGACUCAUCUGAAUCAUCAAGACACUUCACCUGUAAGAAAAAUAAUGCAACUUUUUCUCAGAUGAUAAAUCACACUCUGGGAAACAGAAACCAGAGCAGAGACAGUUUGGAAUUUACUGCAGCCUAAUGGAUUUUUAAGGCCCCGUAAUAACCCAACAUUUUAUCAGUAAAAGUGAAUAAAACAUUAAGUGUACACAUUAUUUAACAUUAUUUAGCAAGCUGUUUAAAUAAUUUAGUUCUCUCUAGUUUUCUGUCAGUUCAAUUCCCAAAACAGCAAUUAUCACCUUUGAAGCAUCGUCACCGACAAUAUCCAAUAACACUGCUCAAUCGCUUAGGCCUAAUAUAAAACACAUUCAUGGUGGAGUGAUAAAUGCAGGAUGUUAUGAGACAAAAUAGUCCCCAAAGAAAACAUAUUCUUUCAGAUUUAUCACUUUCUUUACCAUCAUCAAUAUUCCAUAUAAACUCAGAAGACUCGUGUAGGUUCUCUGGUGGUUUAGGAAAGUAAAUAAAAUGUCUAUAUUUGUGUUGUAGUCAUGGUGACCCCUGGUUCCUAUCACCACCACAAGACAUCUGAACCAUUUCACACCAAACCACUCUGAAUGACUCUGUUUUCAUCUCAGCCACUGAAAUUUUGAAAUAUUGGUGGAAUUCCCCUAAGGCUUAAAUAAGCCAAUGGGAAAAAAAAUCUUAAUGUGAUUGCAUGACAUUUACAUUAUUAUGGGUUCAGUUUUCACAGCAAUGAUUAUGAUUUUAAUUCAAAUAACUCCUGAAUGUUCAUCAACACCCUGUUAAAGAGUGUUAUGGCAUAAACGGCCACAGUUCCAUGUUGACAGCAUGCUGGCAGAAUUAGCUGUGCAUUUUUACAGCCGUUGUUGGUGAUGAAAUGUAUUUAGCAGAAAUUUCCAGAUGGUCAGCAGCUUGAUCCAUUAAAGAAAAAAUAAAGAAAUAAAUAAACUUGGUUGUGCUCUCUA
Colossoma macropomum (tambaqui) is the source of this 2912-nucleotide messenger RNA. RefSeq names its product protein phosphatase 1, regulatory (inhibitor) subunit 1C (gene ppp1r1c). The transcript has 6 exons. The record is from RefSeq and is a predicted model, not a curated record. Gene Ontology annotation, biological process: intracellular signal transduction. The coding region runs from base 233 to 712 and encodes 159 amino acids. Gene Ontology annotation, cellular component: cytoplasm. Gene Ontology annotation, molecular function: protein phosphatase inhibitor activity. Lineage: Eukaryota; Metazoa; Chordata; Actinopteri; Characiformes; Serrasalmidae.